CUGAUCUUCCACCUUGUUCAUACUCAUACUCUCGUCCAGUAUACAACUUCAUCCAAGACAAGACGGUUGUCCUCAGUCGUUCCAAAUCUGAACUGCGUCUGGCCAUCUUUCGCAGUGGCCGACCGGUGAGGAGAGACGAGCACAAUACCGAUCCUUGAACAGUUGCCAUUGGAUUGAGCCAAGGGGAUAUUUUUAGUCUGACAAGAAGCAAUGAUGUCAGCUGCAUCGAAGAAGUUCUCCGCAAUAUUGCAACAUGGGAAAAGCUGGUUUGUGAACCGUGAGGAAGAAGUGCCGAAAUUAUGGAUCGCCAAAUUGAGCUAGAGAACAUACUACUUUAUGAAGAUUUAGAGCCCAGGGCUCUGUCAUACCAACUUUUGAAGAAAAUCACAAAAGAUUUUUCUGAUAUGUUGGAAAUUGGAAGAGGUGGCUUCGCAGUGGUUUAUAAGGCAAUACUUGAUAAUGGUGUUGUCGCUGUAAAGAGACUGUCAAGCACAUACAUGCACGAAGAAAUGUUUCAAGGAGAGGUUAAGUGUCUCAUGAAGGCGAAGCACAAGAAUAUUGUACGAUUCCUAGGAUAUUGUUCGGAUACACAGGGAAAUAUGGAAAUCUAUGAAGGGAAAUGGGUUAUGGGAGAUUUACAAAAAAGGUUGCUUUGCUUUGAAUAUCUACCUAAGGGAAGUCUUGAUCAUUAUAUAAAAUAUUCAUCUGCAGAUAUUGGCUGGACAAAAUGCUACAAUAUAAUAAAGGGAGUCUGUGAGGGGUUAAAUUAUCUUCACGAGAAAAAUAUUAUGCACUUAGACUUGAAACCCGGAAAUAUAUUGUUGGAUGAAGAUAUGAUGCCGAAAAUUAGUGAUUUUGGACAAUCAAGGUGUUUUGAGGAAGACCAAACACGUGUCACUACUAAACAUGUAGCUGGAACCAGGGGAUAUAUUCCACCAGAAUGCUUGAGCGGUGAAAAAGUCACAAUAACACACAAGUUUGACUUGUAUAGUCUUGGUGCUAUAAUAAAAGAAAUGUUGACGGGAGAGAAAGGGCAAAUUACUAUCGAGAAUGUACUUGAAAUUUGGAGUGAUACGAAGUUGGAUGCACUACAGUGGGAACAAAUACGAGAAUGUGCUAUGAUUGGGAUAGAGUGCACAGAUUUUGAUCAGGCAAAGCGACCAGCUAGUGUGAAGCAUAUAAUCAAUAGGCUUGCUGAAAUAGAAUGUACUAUGCAAAUCCCUGAAUAUGAGACAAGCGAGCUUCUUCUCCUUCAACAGUUCACACUUUGCUUCCCCUUUGAACCCAACAAGGUUAUCACAUGCCCUCUGCCGUUAACAAACAAUACCGACAAUCUCGUUGCAUUUAGGCUGAUGGACAAAAGCAUGGAGUCCUCCUUCUUAAGGCUGCCACUGUAUGGCCUUGUGCAGCCUAACACCCCUUACACUCUUAUGGUCACAACACGACAGAAAGAAGAACUACCAAGAAAGCGUAUCGCAGAUGUGAUCCUCCACAUUGGUACAUUAAUAUUGGGGGAUGAUAAGCAUAUAAACACUUUCCAAGGUGAGCCAGACAAGUUUUUUCAAGAGAUGGGGGAUGCGGUGCGUGAGGUGAAACUGAAAGCACUUUAUACUCAGCGACAAUAUAAGGCAACAUCGCCGUCUAAGCCAGUCUCGCCCGCAGUCAAGAUAAUACCCAAGAUAGAAGGCGUCGGUCAAUACUCCUUGGAUACAAACCAGGCCAAGCCGUGGAUAAUGAUAGGAGAAGAAAAUGGAUACAUUCGCUUUUGGGACUAUCAGACACAGAAAAGAGUGAAUUCGCUUAAAGUCCAGGCGACAAAGGUUAGGUGUGUUAGGUUUAUGGAACGAGAGAAAUGGAUUGUUGCUGGCACAGAAGAUGGUUACGUCCAUGUGUACAGCUACGAGCCAGAGAUCCAAUAUAUCAAAAGUUUCAGCGUUACCGAUGACGUUGGAAAAAAACUAAGUAUCGGGGGUCCAACGGUUAUGAAUCUCACGUACCAGAGUCUCUGUUUACUGGCCGUUCACCCAACCCAUCCGUAUUUGCUGUCAGGGGAUAGAAACUACAUGCAACUUUGGUACUGCGACAAGGAUUGGGAGUGCGUGUUGACAUAUUGUGUUCAAAAUGUAGUACUGACUCCACUUAUGGAGAUAACAGAUGCCACAUUUAACACAAAUGGCACCUUUGCUACUGCUUCAACACGUACUCAUGGUAGGUCUUCACCCACUAAAGAAUACACUGUGGAGGUUUGGAGCUUCAAGUCUCCCAAAUCUAUAUGCACUCUGCGUGGGCACUCGAAAUCAGUGAACUGCCUGGCUUUCUUCACAUGUCACGACCAAGAGUUUUUGGUUACAGGCUCAGAUGAUCAUACUGCCAAGAUAUGGUAUUUGCAGAAGGAGAUAUGUGCACAUACACUUGAAGCUUCCGUAUCUCCGGUUAGGUCUGCCCUGUACCAGCCCAAUGUACAGACUCUAAUUAUAGGAACAGAAGAUGGUGCUAUUUAUUUGUGGAGCACCAUAAAUUGCAGGACAUAUUCAUGCCCGCCGACGCUUUCAAGAAUCAUCAAUAUUGGUUGUGAUGGAGCUGUCUACCAUCUCGCUCGUGCGAUGGGAAGCAUUGUGAUUGGAAAAGGAAACACAAUAGCAAUUAUGGAAUUCGAUAAUACGAAUUAUCAGGAGCAAUCAUCGGAUUACAAUAAGCAACAGUUAACUGCAGAUACGAGACAACAUUCCAGACACACAACAUAUAAGGAAACUACAGGGUCCAUGAACAAGCUACCUAUACUUCAUGUCGAGGCGAUUAAACUCUGCUUCCCUUUUCUUCCAAAUCAGCCCAUCCCAUGCCCACUGGACCUAAGAAACAACACGGAUGAAAAAUACAAGGUCAAUCAGGAAUCCAGUGAUUUAUCUGUUUUGCAGGAAUCAAAAUUUACAGGGUUCAUCAGCAAGCUACCUAUGCUUCACGUCCAGCCAUUGGAGCUUUGCUUCCCUUAUCAUCCCAAUGAGUCCAUCUCAUGCUCACUAGGCCUAACAAACAACACCAAUGAAAAUAUGGCAUUUAGACUUGUAGACAAGAGCGGCAAGUCCCCAUGGUGCUUCACAAAGAUGCCGUUGUAUGGCAUUGUGCCUGGCAGAUCCACAUACACGUUGAUUGUGACAACCAAAGAGGAGAUGAAGCUAGAGGAACAAACAGACUUUGAUCUCGUUAUUCAAAGCAGUUUAUCGGGAGAUGAGUUCCGCAUGGUAUUCGGAAACCAAUCCGAGUCUAAUCGAUUUUUUGAGGAAGCUAAAGAAUCUGGGAAAAUGGUGCACGAGGUGAUAUUGAAAGCUGUUUAUCUACAGUAUGAAGAGAUGACAUUUGAGGAUCAAAAUAUAUCGGUGAACUACAAUCUUGACGAUUUGUGGUCAAUAGAUGCACAUCCAACGGAGCCAUGGAUUUUAACAGGUCAUAGAAGUGGAUAUGCUAUAGUAUGGGAUCAUGAGAUGAAGUUUCCCGUGAAUUCAUUUAAAGUCUCUGAGCAUGGAGUAAGCUUGGUUAAGUUUAUUGCAAGAAAGGAGCUGAUUUUAGCUGGGACACGUGAUGGCUGCCUCCAUAUGUACGACUGUGCAUGUGUAACAAAAAUCGAAAAGAUACACGAGACCGGCGAUCCAAUACUAGCCGUUCAUCCAAGCCUAACACGUGUGUUGUUUGUGUCACUUAUUAGUGUUAUAGUGCUUGUAGACUGGGACCUGGGCUGGAAACAGAAACAAAUAUUUUGGGCUACUCCUGACCUAAGUACAGCCGCAUUUAACCCAGAGGACGACACCAGUUUUGUGGGUGGGUUUAAACAUGGAGAAUUACAGGUUUGGAAGCUGGAUUCCAAGAAUUCUGAAUAUUCUUUGACUGGGCAUUCUGGUAUUGUGAACUGCGUUGGUUUUAUCAGAUGUGGAGAUCAACACAAUUUGGUCAGUGGCUCUAUGGAUUGCACUGCCAAGAUCUGGGACUUGAAGAAAAGGGAGUGCAUUCAUACGUUGCAGGCUUUGUCUCCAGUUCGUUGUGUCCUUGCCCAUUCAAACUCUCCAAUUCUGAUUACAGGAACAGAACAUGGUCUAAUCCAUGUGUGGAGCUCCACUGAUUUCAGGCUCAAGAGAACCAUUAACCUAGGCGGUGGUGGACCUGUUAUCGGUCUCGCUUGUUUGAUGGACACACAAAGGGUUGUGAUUGGACAAAACAAUGCAAUGUCUAGCAUGGAAAUCCUUAGUGACGGAUCAAUUCCGAAACGCGAAACCUUUUCUACACCUGAUCCGACCUGGUUACCUACAAAUGCUACCGACUUGCUUAGGGCGCACUAUAGAGGGCAACGACGGCAGGAAAAGAAAGGAAAACAACCGGAUACUGUCAGUCUAAGUACUGUGGAGCAGACACAACCAUGGUCUCCACCCCAUGUGGGCUGGCUCAAAGUAAACGUGGACGGUGUGUUUGAUGGACAUAGCGGAACGGGAGGUGUAGGAAUUGUUGUCAGGGAUCAUCAGGGUGCAAUUGUGCUAACUUCAUGGUCAUGGAUCAAGCAAGCUACUGGCCCCGAGCAGGUUGAAUCUGUUGCCUGCAGAGAGGGUCUUCGCCUCGCGGCUGAGUGGACACGCCUGCCCAUAGUGUUGGAAUCAGGCUGCCUGUCAAUUGUGAAUUGCCUCAAAAGCUCCGAGGUUCCUUAUCCUGAAGAUGCUUUCAUCCUUAGGGAAGCCCAGCAUUUUCGAGAGGUCCUACCUGAGUUAGAUUAUUGUCACGGAAGGAGAGAACAAAACAUGGUAGCACAUGAACUCGCACAGCUAGCUAAACGAACAAAGCAUAGUGCAGUAUGGCACCGUGUAGCCCCUACAUGUGUGGUGAAAUUGGUUGCUCACGAUAGUAACUUUGGCCAUGAUAGGUAGUUUUAACUAUGCCCAGGCUGAGAUUAUCAUCAGGACCAACCAUUUACUACACUUUGCUUGUUAUUUCAAAGGGAUAACCAAACAAACAGCAAGGGAAAGCUUGUAUUUCUAUCUCUUAUUCAUCUAUUUUUUUAUGA
Molecule: messenger RNA, 5041 nt
Organism: Triticum dicoccoides
Lineage: Eukaryota; Viridiplantae; Streptophyta; Magnoliopsida; Poales; Poaceae
Exons: 25
Coding region: 300-4904 (1534 amino acids)
Biological process (GO): intra-Golgi vesicle-mediated transport; endoplasmic reticulum to Golgi vesicle-mediated transport; protein phosphorylation
Cellular component (GO): COPI vesicle coat
Molecular function (GO): ATP binding; nucleic acid binding; protein binding
Source: RefSeq, a predicted model, not a curated record